CGAACCAUCAUCAUGAAGAGGAAUAAUGCAAAACCACAAUCUUACAGUUCGAGUCAUGAAGAUAGUGAAAAUGAGUCUGAUGAGACUGAAGGCAGCAUUGGUAGUAACUCUACAGGAUGCACUCAGCGCAGUGAUACACCUACCAGUCGUGGUAAAGGCAGAAGAAAAGGACGUAGACGCAGCAGCAAACCUUCAAAGCUCAAACCAGUUGUAGAAAAAUCUUUGUAUAAAUUUUGUCACUUUGUGAAAGAGGAUCACAAUCAACCUCUUUUUAGUGUACAGUUUAAUCAUCACCUAAAGGAAGGUGAACCCAUGGUGUUUGCCACAGUAGGGAGUAAUCGUGUUAGCAUUUAUGAAUGCCCCGAAGAAGGUGGAGUGAAAUUACGACAAUGCUACGCUGAUCCUGAUGCAGAAGAAAACUUUUACACAUGUGCAUGGACCCACGAUGAUUCUGGAAAGCCGUUACUAGCUGUAGCUGGUUCUAGAGGUGUCAUACGUAUUAUCAGCCCAGUUACUAUGACUUGUGUUAAACAUUACAUUGGGCAUGGUCAUUCUAUCAAUGAACUUAAAGUUCACCCACGUGAUCCAAAUCUCCUUUUAUCUGCUUCCAAAGAUCAUGCUUUACGCCUAUGGAAUAUAAAAUCAGAUGUGUGUGUUGCAAUAUUUGGAGGAGUUGAGGGUCAUCGUGAUGAAGUCCUUAGUGCUGAUUUUGACAUUGAAGGAUUUCGCAUCAUCUCAUGUGGUAUGGAUCACGCUUUAAAGCAGUGGAACCUUGACAAGUCUGAAAUGCUUGACGCCAUUAAGCGGUCCUAUACUUGGAGUUCUAAUCGUCGCCCUUUUGACUCUGUACUUCAACAUUUCCCUGACUUCACGACUCGGGAUGUUCAUCGCAAUUAUGUCGACUGUGUCAAAUGGCUUGGGGAUUUUAUUCUUAGCAAAAGUUGUGAAAAUUGCAUCGUUUGCUGGAAACCAGGAAGGCUGGGUGAAACAAAAUUGCGCCCAAAUGAGACUAGUGCCACUGUAUUGCAUAGAUUUGAAUUUAGCCAAUGUGACAUCUGGUUCAUUCGGUUUUCCAUGGACUUCAAUCAAAAGAUUCUAGCCAUGGGCAAUCAGGCAGGUCGCACAUACAUCUGGGAUCUAGACGUCGAAGAGCCCAGUCAAGCAAGAUGUUUUAUUUUACAACACCCAAAGUGCACAUCUGCAAUCAGACAGACCAGUUUGAGUAGAGAUGGAAAGGUACUACUGUGCGUCUGCGAUGAUGCCACUGUUUGGAGAUGGAAUCGCGAUAUGAGUGUUUAGAAAUAAUGACUGAAUCUAAAAACAAGACUAAAAUGAUGUUAAAGUUUGUUGAUAUCUAAACAUCUAAACAGUACUUUAUUUACUGUGAUAGUUAUUUUAUACAUUGUCCAGUAUGUGAAUGAAUUUUAUCAAAUCAGUGACAAUCAUGUAUUAUAAAUUUAAUGGCGUGCAGUUACUCGCUAAUUAACUUGAAGACUAAUUGAGGAGUAAUUAUUAACACUUGAUUACCUAGAAUUAGAAAUAUUUAUUUGUAAAAUAAGUUACUACCGAUUAAGUUACAACAGUAGGUUAAAAAUAAAAUUAGUAAUAAUUUUGUACUUGAAUGAGUUGUAAAAUGACGACAAAUUAGUUUUUGCUCAGGAAUCUCAUGAUGAUUGAUGAUAAAUCAAUAAAAAAAAAUAUUGUAGAUGAAUAAAAGAUAUACAACUGUCAUAUAGAUAUUUUCGUUUGUAUUUAAAAAAAGUACAAGUUCUGUAUUGAUGAACUCGUCGACGAGUUCGAUUGUACAGUAUAAAAUAAGAAAAGAAAUAAAUUUUCACGAGAUAUUUUACAACAAAUA
Trichogramma pretiosum is the source of this 1858-nucleotide messenger RNA. RefSeq names its product polycomb protein eed-B-like. The coding region runs from base 13 to 1299 and encodes 428 amino acids. Gene Ontology annotation, molecular function: nucleosome binding; protein binding. Gene Ontology annotation, biological process: negative regulation of transcription by RNA polymerase II. Gene Ontology annotation, cellular component: ESC/E(Z) complex. The transcript has a single exon. The record is from RefSeq and is a predicted model, not a curated record. Lineage: Eukaryota; Metazoa; Arthropoda; Insecta; Hymenoptera; Trichogrammatidae.